CCCAUGUGAGAAUGAAUCAAUGAAAUGCUCACGAGUUACAGGUGCACUUAUAUUCGUCUCUCUUUAUAAACUUAUCAGUAGUCUGUGUACUUCAUCAUAUCACUCUCGCUUUCUUUAGAGAUGGCUUCUCAGAUAACUUCAACUUUAUGUUGGGUCUUAGUCUUAACCUAUACAAUCACGACGUUCAUUAACUGCAACGUCGUUUACGGAUUAGCUCCAUCCUCCACUGAUCUUGAUUCUACCUGUAACUUCGUUAAAAGUACUGGUAGUAGUUGCAGCAGUUCUGUUAGUAAAGAAAAUGAAGAUGACCAUCAACAUGAUCAAUACUUAACUCAACGCAGAAACAACAGCAAAUCAGUUUAUUCUUGUCCGUCUUCUUCGUCGUUGUCAGAAACAACUUCAAUUUUAUUUAUGGCUAAGAACCCAGAGAUGGUAAAAUGGAUAAAAACUAUAAGAAGAAGAAUCCAUGAAUAUCCAGAACUAGCUUAUGAAGAAUUUGAAACGAGUCGGUUAAUUAGAACUGAGUUGGAUCGGAUUGGUGUCAGAUACCGAUUUCCAUUGGCUAAAACUGGUAUUAGAGCUUCUAUUGGAACUGGGAAUCCUCCAUUUGUUGCUGUUAGAGCUGAUAUGGAUGCUUUACCAAUUCAGGAAAGUGUUGAAUGGGAACAUAAAAGCAAGGUAGCUGGUAAAAUGCAUGCUUGUGGACAUGAUGCACAUGUAGCCAUGCUACUAGGUGCAGCCAAGAUAUUAAAAGCCCGCGAAAAUCAUCUCAAGGGAACUGUUGUACUAAUAUUUCAGCCAGCAGAAGAAGCUGGAAACGGUGCAAAACGGAUGAUUGAAGACGGGGCUUUGGAAAAUGUUGAAGCCAUAUUUGCUGCUCAUGUAUCUACUGAGCUUCCAACUUCAGUUAUUGGUUCACGUCCGGGUCCAUUACUUGCCGGGUGUGGUUUCUUUAGAGCUGUGAUAACUGGAAAGGAAGAGCAUGCCAGGAAUCCACACCGUCCUGUUGAUACAAUUUUGGCUGCUUCUGCUGCAGUAAUCAGUUUACAAAAUCUUGUUUCUCGUGAAGCAAAUCCGAUGGAUUCUCAGGUAGUAUCAGUGGCUUCAUUUAAUGGAGGGGAUAAUCUCGACGUCAUUCCUGAAUCAUCCGUCCUUGGUGGCACCUUCAGAGCAUUCUCAAACACAAGCUUCUACCGGCUGAGACAAAGGAUAGAGGAGGUAAUUGUACAACAAGCAAGAGUAUACAAAUGCUUAGCAGAAGUCGAUUUCUUUGAGGGUGAAAGUUUUUACCCUCCAACAGUAAACGACGACGAGAUGAAUGAGCAUGUGAGGAACGUAGCCGCUGGUAUGUUAGGUUCUAAGAACUUUCGAGUCGUUCCACAAAUGAUGGGUGCGGAAGACUUUUCUUUUUAUUCACAAGUCAUCCCAGCAGCCUUUUUCUUCAUUGGCGUGAUGAAUGAGCAAUUAGGCUCAAUACAUUCAGGCCAUUCUCCUUAUUUCAUGAUCGAUGAAGAAGCCCUUCCUGUAGGUGCUGCAAUGCAUGCUGAAAUUGCUGAAAGGUACCUCAGUGAACACUACCGAUGAGAAGUAAUAAAUUCACUACUGCCUGAAGAAUGUCUUUCAAAGCUAUUUUUAAGUUUUAACUUCUUCAAGUUUUUUGAGCAUCGAAGGUGUAACAUUGAAUGGGAUUUAUGGACAUUCUCUAACAAAUUGUAUCAUAUACUAUGUAAAAUUUUCUUUACGUUGUAGUAUAUACACAACUAAACAAGUCUACAGGGAAGUUUAAUUUGACUUCAAACUAGAUGUCAGGAAAUUGGCUUUAUUCCAAAA
Papaver somniferum (opium poppy) is the source of this 1830-nucleotide messenger RNA. Its product is annotated as IAA-amino acid hydrolase ILR1-like 6. The record is from RefSeq and is a predicted model, not a curated record. Gene Ontology annotation, cellular component: endoplasmic reticulum. Gene Ontology annotation, molecular function: IAA-Ala conjugate hydrolase activity. Lineage: Eukaryota; Viridiplantae; Streptophyta; Magnoliopsida; Ranunculales; Papaveraceae. The transcript has 5 exons. Gene Ontology annotation, biological process: jasmonic acid metabolic process; auxin metabolic process. The coding region runs from base 121 to 1584 and encodes 487 amino acids.